Messenger RNA from Linum trigynum, 1492 nucleotides. The record is from the annotation of a GenBank genome assembly. NCBI's taxonomy places the organism in Eukaryota, Viridiplantae, Streptophyta, Magnoliopsida, Malpighiales, Linaceae.
GAAAAACAAAUGAUUUUCCAAAAUAAAUAAAAUUUAUUUUCAAAAUAGCAAGAACAAAAAUGAAACACGAAAACAAAAGAAGAAAGAGAACAAUAAAAACUAAAAACACCCAACUCCAUGAAAGGCUACAAUUUUCCCUCUUCCUCUUCCUUUCCAAAGAAAUCCCAUGCAAACCACAUAUUCUCAUGCAAACCCUAAUUUCAUUCCUUUUCCUUUUUUUGCCCUCCAACUUCCUCACCCCCUAACAUCUCUUCAUUCAUCUCUCUUUCCCACCAUACUCACCACCACCUCCUCCCCAUCUCUACAUGGAGGAGCGGGUCCCAGCCGCGACCGCCGGCUCUGACCCUUCCCCCGACAAUCCUCCGGCCAACCCUGACCUCCUCCCUCCUCCUCUUCCUCAUUCACAUCCAAACAACAAUCACCAUGUCGUCUCUUCCCCUCCAUCUUACCAUUCCCGCAAGAUCUCCAAAGCUCCCUCCUUCUCCUUCACCAUCCAACCUGAAACCACCUACAUCAUCCAAAUCCCCAAGGAUCAAAUCUUCGCGGUCCCACCACCGGAGCACGCCAAGAUCGUCGAGCGCCACCGCAACGAGAAGAAGUCCUCCAGCCAAAACUCCGCAUGUUGCUCAUCCCGUUGCAUGUCUUAUACCUUCGCCAUCGUGAUCCUCAUCGGCAUCAUCGUCGGGGUGAGCAUCGCCAUCACCCAUGCCCUCAUCAAGCCUAAGCUCCCCAUCUUCAACAUCCAACGACUCAAUGCAAAGGAAUCAACCGGGUUCAACGUGGCACUCACCGUUAAAGAUGACGGCAAGAUGAGCAUUUCGCCGGAUGGAAAUGGAGAAACCACCUUGAUGUACAAGAACAUUGAGAUUGGAUCGGGCAGGUUCCCUAGGCUAAGAGUCGGGUCGGGCCAGACAAAGGCGAUUAGCUUGCAGCUGAAGGGCAUUGGGAAGGGAAAGAUGCCGACGGCGGUGAAGGAAAGCAUGGUAGACAAGAAGGGGAAGGCUCCCAUUUCAUUGUCGUUGGUAAUGAGAAUUCCAGUGGUGAUGAGUGCCUCCGGGGUGAAGUCACAAAGCAAAGAGGUUAACAUCAACUGUAAGUUGAAGGUAAGGUCGUUAGGGGUGAGUCGAGGUGUUACCUCUCAAAAGUGCCAGGGCAAGUUCUCGUAGGUAGGAGAAAAGAAAUGAUCGAUCAGAAAAGGGAUUUUUCCAUAAAUGUGAAGGGAGUUUCUUUGUUGACUUCAAUUAUGCAGACAUUGAUGAAAAAUUUGGUUCAAAUGUUCUCAAUAACAAGGGGGGGAAACAAUGAAAUUGCAUACAAUGGCAUGGAAGGUAACAUUACAUGACAAAAAAAGAUUUGUCAAAACUUUUUUUUUUGUUCUUUUAUAUUCCGUCCUCAAUUUUAGCUAAAAGUUUUGGUAUAGUAUGAGAUUUCUGCAUAGUGGUCAAUCCAAAUGAUUGAUCUUGUAUGUACAAAAUGAAGAGUAUUGAUUGAG